AUGCCCCAAGAUGAGGCUCAGUCUGAGCUCAUGGCUAUUGAUGGCCUUCAGUCAGAUGAUCAUCGCGAUCUUCUCAACAUCAUUGACAGCCUUAGAGCCCAAGGCGUAAGCCAAUAUGUCCAACUUCCUCGGAUCAUCGUCUGCGGCGAUCAGUCGGUUGGCAAAAGCUCGGUCCUCGAAGCCAUCUCAGGAAUGUCGUUUCCCACCAAAGACAACCUUUGUACCAGAUUUGCAACCGAGCUGAUCCUCCGACGUAACGUGGACAAAGCCGUCAGUAACACUAUCAUCCCCGGUCCUGAUCGGUCGCAAGACGAUAAGAAACGAUUCUCCAAGUUCACCUGCGACUUGAACCAGCUGUCACGGUCGACAAGCCUGCGGGCGAGGGUUGCUGAGAUCCUGAAGCCAUAUACAGAGGGCCAUCCGAUCACUUACAAUCACUACUUCACCGAGGAGGUCCAGAAGCUUCAGAGGGCACGUCGCAAGAAGGAGUUGGAGGAGCUGCUCAAUUCCAAACGUAUAUCUAAUCCCUUUCAAGACCGCAGCCCUGGUUCGGUGCAGUCGGGGGGCAUUUUAGGCUCUGCUGCUAGUCCUGCUACCAAGUCAUUUGGGAAUUCUACAGGUGACCUCGUUACCGUCAGUAUCUCCGACGUGGUCAGUACUUUCGUGAGCAAAUCCGAAGCCAACAUGGAGAUGUUUGCGGCUGCCACCGCGUUGGACUAUAUGCUGGCCUAUUACAAGGUUGCGCUUAAAGAAGUUGUCGACAACAUUGGCGUUCUGGCAAUCAAGGAUCGCUUCAUUCAGAAGCUGCCAGACAUAUUUUCUCCUGCAACCGUUCAUGGAUUGACGAAGGAUGAAAUACACAGCAUUGCUGCAGAGUCCCCUGAGGCUGCCGCUGAACGGCAUCGGGUGACAGAGAAGCUCAAGAUUCUCCACAAGGGCCUUCGGGACCUGAAGCGAAUUGACAGACGCCAAUUUUGA
Molecule: messenger RNA, 978 nt
Organism: Pyricularia oryzae 70-15
Lineage: Eukaryota; Fungi; Ascomycota; Sordariomycetes; Magnaporthales; Pyriculariaceae
Exons: 3
Coding region: 1-978 (325 amino acids)
Cellular component (GO): microtubule; cytoplasm; membrane
Molecular function (GO): microtubule binding; GTPase activity
Source: RefSeq, a predicted model, not a curated record